GUGGGCCGGCGGGCGGUGCAGCUGCGGCCUUCACUGCGAACCGCCGCCUGUGGCAGCCGGUUGCAACGGGGCAACGCGCUGGACAUGCCGUGGCCCCCACCCCAGCGGCAGACAUCCCCCCUCCCUCCAGAGUAGAUGCAUCGCGGUCCUAGGGUCCUGGGGAGCGUUUUCCGCCUGGAGAGACUGCGCCGUCACCUGCUGUCCAUGGAGAACGCCAGCACAGCCGCCGACUCUGCGGAAGUCCGGGAACGCUGCACUGUCACCGCGGGAAUUAUCAUCAUUGGGGAUGAGAUCUUAAAGGGCUACACUCAGGACACCAACUCGUUCUUCCUGUGCCGGAGGCUGCGGUCACUGGGGGUGAAGGUGGAGCGGGUGUCGGUGGUGCCGGACGAGGUGGAGUCCAUCGCCGGCGAGGUGUCCUCCUCCUCUGCCCGCUUCCGCUACGUGCUGACCUCGGGGGGGAUCGGCCCCACCCACGACGACGUCACCUUCGAGGCGGUGGCCCGCGCCUUCGGAGAGACCACCUACCCCCACCCGGAGCUGGCGGAACUGGUGAGCCGGCUGUCGGGUCAUGGGGCCACCGGCAAGCUGGCCGUGGUCCCCCGCUCCGCCCAGCUCCACUACGGCACGGACCCCCUCACCGGCCGGCCCCUCCCCUACCCGCUGGUCAGCGUGCGCAACGUCUUCCUCUUCCCCGGCAUCCCCGAGCUGCUGGAGCGCGCCAUGGGCGGGCUGGAGCACCUCUUCCGCAACCAGGAGCUGUGCUACUCUGUCCGAGAGGUCUUCGUGGACGCCGAGGAGACGGAGAUCGCCCCGGCCCUGGAAGAGGUGAACCGACGCUUCGGGCGGCGGGUGGGGCUGGGCUCCUACCCCGAGUGGGGCAGCAACUUCUACCGGGUCAGGUUGACCCUGGACUCGGACCAGGAGGAGCCGCUGGAGGAGGCGCACCGAUUCCUGGCCAGCCGACUGCCCCCGGGCUCCAUCGUGCCCCUGGAGAAGGACCCGGUGGCCGUGUCCGCCCGCGACGUCUAUCGACUGGCUCAGUCAGAGUCACGGCUUGGGGAGAAGGUGUCAGCAGCUCUGAGCACAGUGGAGGCUGCGUUAGCCCAGUACAGUCUGUCCGAGCUCUGUGUGGGAUUUAACGGGGGAAAGGACUGCACAGUCCUGGUGCAUCUGUUCCAUGCAGCUGUCAGCAGGCUCAGUGCUGGGAGCAGGCACGAACUGCAGGCUCUCUACGUCCGAAUUGUGUCGCCUUUCCCCGAAAUGGAGCAGUUCAUUCAGGACACCUGCAAGCGGUACAACCUUCAGCUCUACACUGUGUGCGGGAACAUCAAGGAGGCGCUGACGGACCUGAAGGCGCGCCACCCCCACAUCAAGGCCGUGCUGAUGGGCACCCGCCACACUGACCCUUACUCGCGGACCCUGAGCCCCAUGUGUCCGACUGACCCGGGCUGGCCUGAGUACGUGCGGGUCAAUCCAUUGCUGGACUGGAGUUACCAUGACAUCUGGGAGUUCCUCCGCACCCUCUAUAUCCCCUACUGCAUCCUCUACGACAAGGGGUACACCUCGCUGGGCAGCAUGGACAACACCUGCAAGAACCCCAACCUGCGCUACGUGACGGGCUCGGGCCACGAGCGAUACCGACCCGCAUUCCAGCUGGAGAAGGAGACCGAGGAGCGGACGUCCCGCACGUAAUUGGUGCAGCUACUCACUGGGUGGUCCCGUCUGCCGCCCGAUCCCCCUCCCCUCGCCCUCCCCUGUCCCCCCCAACCUCUCCUCUCACCCCCUCCCGUCCCCCUCCCCCCAACCUCUCCCUUCAACCCCGCUUCCCAUCCCCCAUCCCCAUCACCUCCCCUUCCCCUCCCCUGUCACCCCCUCCCCAUCCCCUCCCUCCAACCUCUCCCCAAUCCUCCCCUUCCCCCUCGUCUUCCCUCCCCCUCCCCUCCCCCCAACUUAACCUCCCCUCACCCCCUCCCCUCCU
Pristis pectinata (smalltooth sawfish) is the source of this 1981-nucleotide messenger RNA. It is a transcript of the gene flad1, whose product is annotated as flavin adenine dinucleotide synthetase 1. Gene Ontology annotation, biological process: FAD biosynthetic process. The coding region runs from base 136 to 1695 and encodes 519 amino acids. The transcript has 8 exons. Gene Ontology annotation, molecular function: FMN adenylyltransferase activity. The record is from RefSeq and is a predicted model, not a curated record. Lineage: Eukaryota; Metazoa; Chordata; Chondrichthyes; Rhinopristiformes; Pristidae.